AUGAAAAAUGAAAUUUCUCUACAUUUUUUAAAUUUAUUUAUUUUAUUUUUAUUUUUAAAUUUUAUUUUUAUUUUUAUUUUAUUCACUAGGAUAUAUGAUGAGAUAUUGGAUAUACUUUUUCAAUUAUCAUUAGAUAAUUUUGAAGAGGUUUUUAAAAAUAGAUUUAAUGAAGAAACAAGCUGUGUAGAUUAUGAAUCUCCAGAUGUUGGUCUGGCAACAAUUACAAUGGUAGUUGAUGAAUCGGAGCAGCAAAUUACGAUUCCAUUAGAUGAAGAUGUCAAAAACAUUUUAUACAGUGAGAAAAAGGGUAAAUCUACUCUUAAAUGA
Molecule: messenger RNA, 327 nt
Organism: Dictyostelium discoideum AX4
Lineage: Eukaryota; Evosea; Eumycetozoa; Dictyosteliales; Dictyosteliaceae
Exons: 1
Coding region: 1-327 (108 amino acids)
Source: RefSeq, a predicted model, not a curated record